AUGGCGCUCAAAGGGAGCGACGUCGCUGCGCAUGACAAUGCAAAGUCGUGCUGGGUCAUCAUCCAUGGCAAAGCAUACGACGUGACCGAGUUCCUGCCCGAACAUCCGGGCGGGCAGAAGAUUAUCCUAAAAUAUGCCGGCAAAGAUGCCACGGAAGAGUUCGACCCCAUCCACCCGCCCGACACGCUCGACAAGUACCUCGACCGCUCCAAGCACCUCGGCGCCGUCGACAUGGGCACCGUCGCCAAGGAGGUCAAGGAGGAGGACCCGGACGAGGCCGACCGCCUGGAGCGCGUCGCCCAGAAGCCCCUGCUGUCGCAGUGCUACAACCUCUUCGACUUUGAGGCCGUCGCCCGGAGGGUCAUGAAGCGCACCGCCUGGGGGUACUACUCGAGCGCCGCAGACGAUGAGAUUACGAUGCGCGAGAACCACAGCGCCAUCCACCGCAUCUGGUUUCGCCCUCAGAUCCUCGUCGACGUCGAAAACGUCGACUUCUCCACGACAAUGCUCGGCACGAAAUGCUCCGUGCCCUUCUAUGUCACCGCCACCGCCCUCGGCAAGCUAGGCAACCCCGAGGGCGAGGUCGUCCUGACCCGCGCCGCGCGCACCCACAAUGUCGUCCAGAUGAUACCCACCCUCGCGUCGUGCUCCUUUGACGAGAUCGUCGACGCCAGGCAGGGCGACCAGGUCCAGUGGCUGCAGCUCUACGUCAACAAGGACCGCGAAAUCACCCGCAAGAUCGUGCAGCACGCCGAGGCGCGCGGCUGCAAGGGCCUCUUUAUCACCGUCGACGCGCCGCAGCUCGGCCGCCGCGAAAAGGACAUGCGCAGCAAGUUCACCGACCAGGGCAGCAACGUUCAGUCGGGCCAGGACACGGACACGAGCCAGGGCGCCGCGCGCGCCAUCUCGAGCUUCAUCGACCCCUCGCUGUCGUGGAAGGACAUCCCCUGGUUCCGCAGCAUCACGAGCAUGCCCAUCAUCCUCAAGGGCGUGCAGCGCGUCGAGGACGUGCUCUGCGCCGUCGACGCCGGCGUCCAGGGCGUCGUUCUGUCCAACCACGGCGGCCGGCAGCUCGACUUUGCCCGCUCCGGCAUCGAGGUCCUCGCCGAGACCAUGCCCGUCCUGCGCGAGCGCGGCGUCGACCCGGAGCGCUUCCAGGUCUUCGUCGAUGGCGGCUUCCGCCGCGCCAGCGACAUCCUCAAGGCCCUGUGCCUCGGCGCCACGGGCGUUGGCAUCGGCAGGCCCUUCCUCUACGCCAUGAGCGCCUACGGCCAGGACGGCGUCGAGCGCGCCAUGCAGCUCCUCAAGGACGAGAUGGAGAUGAACAUGCGCCUCAUCGGCUGCGCCAGCGUCAGGGACCUGCACCCGGGCCUGCUCGACACGCGCGGCCUCUUCAUCCACUCCAACUCGACGCCCCCCGACGCCCUGUCCGCCACCGUCUACGACCCGCUUGUCGUGCCGCCGCAGCGGCCCAAGGGCCCUCCCGUCAAGGCCAAGCUGUGA
Molecule: messenger RNA, 1503 nt
Organism: Purpureocillium lilacinum
Lineage: Eukaryota; Fungi; Ascomycota; Sordariomycetes; Hypocreales; Ophiocordycipitaceae
Product: cytochrome b2, mitochondrial precursor
Biological process (GO): lactate metabolic process
Molecular function (GO): L-lactate dehydrogenase (cytochrome) activity; heme binding
Source: RefSeq, a predicted model, not a curated record